CAGCCUCUGGAGUGGGAGGUGACAGCACGGCCUGCAGCCAUGUGGCUGGCCCUUCUCCUCCUGCUGUGUCUGAGCCCUGUGACUCCAAAGCAGAAGACAGGAAGUUGUUCCCAACCCCAUUCUCUCUGCUGCUUCGGAACUGACCACCGCUGCAGGCGAGGAAGCUGCUACUGCGAUGAAUUCUGCCAUGUGGUACCAGACUGCUGCCCAGACUAUGGCUCCCUCUGCAACCCUGGUACCUUGCACCCAGGCUCCCUUCCAUCCAUAGCAGAAUGGGAUGCUGUGAUUGACAGAGGAGAGUCCCUUGCCUGUGCAUUAGGUCAUGGCUGGGAUGUGAACUGGCUGGCUCCUAAGACCCCUAGCCAUCUCGAGUUCCUGGCACUCCUGUCAAUUUUAUGUUGAAAGUGCCUCCCCUUUCCUCCAGUGCUCCUUGCUUGGCACCUGCUGCUCCCCUCGGAACCUCUUUUUCCAUAUGGCUGAGGGGAAGCUAAGCUGUUGGCAGUGAAGAUCAGGGUGGGAGGAUGAGGUGUUUGGGGUUCCACCUUACUGCCUCACUUUCUCUUGGAGCAUGCAUAUCUCUUGGGGAGACAGGAGUCUGCAGACAGGUGCUGGGGGUGUUGGGUAACCACAGGAGAGGUUAGAGGCAAGGACAAGGACAGAGACUUUCAAGUCUGUGUUUCUCCUAGCUUCUCAGACUACCAAGAUGGUGCUGCAGAUGGUGCUGAGUAUAGAGAACCCACCUGGCCCCACAAGAAUCAAUCCAGACUGGGUGAAGAAUGUGGUAUGUGCCAUAGAUGUUUCCCUUUCUGACUUCUAGAUCUCAAAGUCUAGGGGGAAAAAAAGAAAGGAUCCCU
Messenger RNA from Perognathus longimembris pacificus (Pacific pocket mouse), 854 nucleotides. Its product is annotated as somatomedin-B and thrombospondin type-1 domain-containing protein-like. Lineage: Eukaryota; Metazoa; Chordata; Mammalia; Rodentia; Heteromyidae. The record is from RefSeq and is a predicted model, not a curated record. The transcript is spliced from 3 exons. The coding region runs from base 40 to 402 and encodes 120 amino acids.